UUAACAGAAGCUGUGAUGAUAAUCUACAAGAUGUGUGCCUAAUUUGUGAAGUUAAAAAUAAUUAACAAGAGAUAAACUUGCAUAUUAUCAUUAUUAUUGACUAUAAUUACUAAAUACAUAAAUUCAAAGUCAUUAGUAAUCGAAUUUUUUUUUUAUAAAUUUAACCUAAAAUUUGCAUUAGUAUUAUUUCAUUCAUAUUAUUCCAUCGUUACAAUGUCUUUUAAGAAGGAUUUAAAGUUACUUUUACGUCCAUAUUAUUUAAUAAAUAUUAUUCUUAGUAUCUCUUAUAUCGUUGCUAAAAGACUUCCUUUAAUUUGUUAUUAUAUUUUCGCACAAUCAGAGUGCGAACUUGAUGGGAAAGAAACAGAAAUCUUAUUUUUCCUCAUGAUAGUAAUAAUGAUCAGAACAAGAAAAACUGGAAGUGUAACUAUGAUAAAUUAUUUGUCAUCCAGUUUUGUUUACACAAAAGUUGCCAAUUUGGUCUUGUGGUUUUAUGCAGAUAUACGUAUGGGAAUUUUGUUUGCAAUUAUUUUUAUUCUAUGCGGUUUAAUACUACCUGAACCAACAUAUCAAGGACCAGAAAAUGUUAUUUAUUUGCGUGGUGCAAAUGGAUUAGAAGAAGAGUUAACACGUGAUACUAAAAUAGUUUGGGUUGUAGCAUUUUAUACUGCAUGGAAUCCCUCUUGCGUUAAUUUUGCUCCAAUCUUUUCUGAACUUUCUGCAGAAUAUGCUCUGGACAAUUUGAAAUUUGGUAAAGUGGAUAUAGGAAGAUAUCCUGAUGCAGGUGCUAAGUAUCACAUUAGUGAUGCUAGUACCAGCAAACAGUUGCCUACCGUGAUACUAUUUAAAGAUGGAAAGGAAGUAGAAAGAAGGCCACAUGCUGAUCAUAAGGGCAAACUUGUUAAAUUCCUUUUCUCUAUGGAUAAUGUAAAAGCAGCAUUUGAUCUUAAUAAUAUCUAUAGAGAGUGUAAGAAAAGUCAUACUAAGAGAAAAGAAAAAAAAGCUAUAAAGGCUGAGUAAUACUAUUUAAAUAUUUAAUAGUGUGAAAGAAUAGUGAACUUUAUUGGAAAUGGUUUCUACUAUGUAGCAAACCAUUCAAUAUAGUCAUUAUAAACCAAAGCUUAACUCAAAACAAACUUUAAAGCUCUGUAAAUAUUUCCAUUAGGUCCAUUAUCGUUUUAAGAAGUUUUUAUAACAGUCCAAUUCGCUGUUAUAUUUUUAUUGUUAAUUUGUUAUAUAUAAAUCUUCUUUAAAUGCAUAUAUCAAUAAUCAAUUGCUUGUUAUAAAAGUAUUAAAAUACAUAAUGCACACACAAUUUA
Vespula vulgaris is the source of this 1319-nucleotide messenger RNA. Its product is annotated as thioredoxin-related transmembrane protein 2 homolog. The record is from RefSeq and is a predicted model, not a curated record. Bases 214 to 1020 code for a protein of 268 amino acids. The transcript is spliced from 5 exons. Gene Ontology annotation, molecular function: disulfide oxidoreductase activity. NCBI's taxonomy places the organism in Eukaryota, Metazoa, Arthropoda, Insecta, Hymenoptera, Vespidae. Gene Ontology annotation, cellular component: membrane-bounded organelle.